Arabidopsis thaliana (thale cress) is the source of this 639-nucleotide messenger RNA. RefSeq names its product nuclear factor Y, subunit C7 (gene NF-YC7). NCBI's taxonomy places the organism in Eukaryota, Viridiplantae, Streptophyta, Magnoliopsida, Brassicales, Brassicaceae. The record is from RefSeq and is marked reviewed. Gene Ontology annotation, cellular component: nucleus. Gene Ontology annotation, molecular function: protein heterodimerization activity. The transcript has a single exon. The coding region runs from base 1 to 639 and encodes 212 amino acids.
AUGGAAGAGAACAACGGCAACAACAACCACUACCUGCCGCAACCAUCGUCUUCCCAACUGCCGCCGCCACCAUUGUAUUAUCAAUCAAUGCCGUUGCCGUCAUAUUCACUGCCGCUGCCGUACUCACCGCAGAUGCGGAAUUAUUGGAUUGCGCAGAUGGGAAACGCAACUGAUGUUAAGCAUCAUGCGUUUCCACUAACCAGGAUAAAGAAAAUCAUGAAGUCCAACCCGGAAGUGAACAUGGUCACUGCAGAGGCUCCGGUCCUUAUAUCGAAGGCCUGUGAGAUGCUCAUUCUUGAUCUCACAAUGCGAUCGUGGCUUCAUACCGUGGAGGGCGGUCGCCAAACUCUCAAGAGAUCCGAUACGCUCACGAGAUCCGAUAUCUCCGCCGCAACGACUCGUAGUUUCAAAUUUACCUUCCUUGGCGACGUUGUCCCAAGAGACCCUUCCGUCGUUACCGAUGAUCCCGUGCUACAUCCGGACGGUGAAGUACUUCCUCCGGGAACGGUGAUAGGAUAUCCGGUGUUUGAUUGUAAUGGUGUGUACGCGUCACCGCCACAGAUGCAGGAGUGGCCGGCGGUGCCUGGUGACGGAGAGGAGGCAGCUGGGGAAAUUGGAGGAAGCAGCGGCGGUAAUUGA